Molecule: messenger RNA, 1473 nt
Organism: Procambarus clarkii (red swamp crayfish)
Lineage: Eukaryota; Metazoa; Arthropoda; Malacostraca; Decapoda; Cambaridae
Source: RefSeq, a predicted model, not a curated record
AUGUCGCUACUCUUGGUACUACUAAUGUCUUUAAGAGUCUCGAGUACAGCCCACACGGCGCUGAACUCGACCCAGAUUACUGAAAACGUACGAGAGUGUAGGACUCCAGGUGGUGAAGGUGAGCGUGCUCCUAGAGCCUCGGGAGAGUGUAGGACUCCUGGUGGUGAAGGUGAACGUGCUCCUGAGCCUUGGGAGAGUGUAGGACUCCUGGUGGUGAAGGUGAGCGUGCACCUAGAGCCUCGGGAGAGUGUAGGACUCCAGGUGGUGAAGGUGAGCGUGCUCCUAGAGCCUCGGGAGAGUGUAGGACUCCAGGUGGUGAAGGUGAGCGUGCUCCUAGAGCCUCGGGAGAGUGUAGGACUCCUGGUGGUGAAGGUGAGCGUGCUCCUAGAGCCUCGGGAGAGUGUAGGACUCCUGGUGGUGAAGGUGGUGAAGGUGAGCGUGCUCCUAGAGCCUCGGGAGAGUGUAGGACUCCAGGUGGUGAAGGUGAGCGUGCUCCUAGAGCCUCGGGAGAGUGUAGGACUCCAGGUGGUGAAGGUGAGCGUGCUCCUAGAGCCUCGGGAGAGUGUAGGACUCCUGGUGGUGAAGGUGAGCGUGCUCCUAGAGCCUCGGGAGAGUGUAGGACUCCAGGUGGUGAAGAAGCAGUCCACGCCGCCGCCACCGCCGUCGCCGCCACCUCUACCCCGCGCCAUCCCAUAUCUUACUGCCCUCGCUGCCAAAGAUCCUGCCACCUAUCCCUCCAUCCUACAAAGGAAUUCUGUGGUAAAGACUACUCAAGUCGCCUGCGACACGGAGCCACCACCAGUCACCUGCGACACGGAGCCACCACCAGUCGCCUGCGACACGGAGCCACCACCAGUCGCCUGCGACACGGAGCCACCACCAGUCGCCUGCGACACGGAGCCACCACCAGUCGCCUGCGACACGGAGCCACCACCAGUCGCCUGCGACACGGAGCCACCACCAGUCGCCUGCGACACGGAGCCACCACCAGUCGCCUGCGACACGGAGCCACCACCAGUCGCCUGCGACACGGAGCCACCACCAGUCGCCUGCGACACGGAGCCACCGCCAGUCGCCUGCGACACGGAGCCACCGCCAGUCGCCUGCGACACGGAGCCACCACCAGUCGCCUGCGACACGGAGCCACCACCAGUCGCCUGCGACACGGAGCCACCACCAGUCGCCUGCGACACGGAGCCACCGCCAGUCGCCUGCGACACGGAGCCACCGCCAGUCGCCUGCGACACGGAGCCACCACCAGUCGCCUGCGACACGGAGCCACCGCCAGUCGCCUGCGACACGGAGCCACCGCCAGUCGCCUGCGACACGGAGCCACCGCCAGUCGCCUGCGACACGGAGCCACCACCAGUCGCCUGCGACACGGAGCCACCGCCAGUCGCCUGCGACACGGAGCCACCGCCAGGCGAACAAUACACACUCACCACAGUUUUAUGCUUCCAUGACCUAGAAUAG